Trichomonas vaginalis G3 is the source of this 969-nucleotide messenger RNA. RefSeq names its product carbohydrate binding domain-containing protein family. The record is from RefSeq and is a predicted model, not a curated record. Bases 1 to 969 code for a protein of 322 amino acids. Gene Ontology annotation, molecular function: protein binding. The transcript has a single exon. NCBI's taxonomy places the organism in Eukaryota, Parabasalia, Trichomonadida, Trichomonadidae.
AUGUCAAAAGACAGUCGGCACUUUAACCCAGCAGCCUCCUGGACAUUUUCUCGACCUGGUAUAGGUAUACAUCAUUUGGUUCUUUCUCAAAAUAAUCAAGAAGUUUGCGUUUCGAUGUGGAACGGUUCUGUUAUGAUUCUUUCCUCUAGAACUGGUAAAGUUGGAUAUACAGUUCAAGUUGGUAAUGAAAACUCCGUAGUUACAUGCUCUAAAUUUAACCCUAACAAUAGUGAUCAGCUUCUUUCUGUUACUUCUGCUGGUAAAUGGGGUAUUUAUAAUUACAAGUCAGGAAUUAAACAAGAAGGCAUGUAUAAAUCUGACGCUCAUCUUUACACCUGUGACUUCUCUAGAAAAGGAGAUAAAUACGCAAUUGCAGGUAAAGAUGCCAUUAUUUCGAUUUUCGAUACGAAAACAGGUAUGAAAAUUACUGAUUAUACACAUGAUUCCCCAUCAGAAGGCCACGGACAUUCACAUCCUAUUUACGCUUUACUUUAUAAUAAAGUCGAAAAUAUCAUUUUCUCUGGAUCAGCUGACGCAACAGUAUUGAUGUGGGACACAAGAACAGCAUUACCGAUCAGGUCAUUCGGUGGCCCGGCUAUUAACGGCGAUACAAUCGAUUUCAGAAAUGAUAUCCUUCUUACUGGUGCUUGGAGACAGGAGAGACCAAUCGAGUUAUGGGAUACAAGGAGCGGAGAAGUGAUUAAUUAUGCUGAAUGGGGCCAAAAUGAUACAGUUAACUUAUAUACUUGCAAAUUCUGCCAAAGAACAGGAGAAAUCGUUGCAGGCGGCGCUGAAUAUUCUUCUAUUAAGAUAUUUGAUAAAUCUAUGAAACCUGUUCAGCGUCUUGGCGUUUUCAACGCAGCAAUCAAUAGUGCGGUUAUGUCUGAUGAUGGAAACAUUGUAAUUGCUUCAGAUCAGAAUGGAUCAACUCAAGCAUUCUUUUCUUCAGCAGUUAAUCAAGCUAACUAA